Fundulus heteroclitus (mummichog) is the source of this 827-nucleotide messenger RNA. RefSeq names its product small nuclear ribonucleoprotein polypeptide C (gene snrpc). Bases 128 to 574 code for a protein of 148 amino acids. Gene Ontology annotation, molecular function: zinc ion binding; pre-mRNA 5'-splice site binding. The record is from RefSeq and is a predicted model, not a curated record. Gene Ontology annotation, biological process: mRNA splicing, via spliceosome; mRNA 5'-splice site recognition; spliceosomal snRNP assembly. NCBI's taxonomy places the organism in Eukaryota, Metazoa, Chordata, Actinopteri, Cyprinodontiformes, Fundulidae. Gene Ontology annotation, cellular component: U1 snRNP; nucleus. The transcript is spliced from 6 exons.
UGAACAAACCAAACUCUCGCGUGGUUUCAGUCAGUCAGCGGAACUCUUCUUUGUUCCGCCGUGAUAUCUGGCCGGAGAGGUUUGUGGGCGAACAGGGACCGCGCUCUCAACGUAGCUUGCCGAGAACAUGCCGAAGUUUUACUGUGACUACUGCGAUACGUACCUUACACAUGACUCGCCUUCAGUGAGGAAGACUCACUGCAGCGGUCGAAAACACAAAGAAAAUGUGAAAGAUUACUACCAGAAAUGGAUGGAAGAGCAAGCCCAGAGCUUGAUCGAUAAAACAACGGCUGCAUUCCAGCAGGGAAAGAUUCCUCCCACACCCUUCCCUGGUGGUCCUCCCCCAGCUGGACCUCCACGCCCAGGAAUGCUACCAACACCUCCAAUGGGAGGCCCUCCUAUGAUGCCCAUGAUGGGGCCUCCACCGCAUGGGAUGAUGCCCGGUGGGCCUGGAGGCAUGAGGCCGCCGAUGGGAGGACCCAUGCAGAUGAUGCCAGGACCCCCACACAUGAUGCGUCACCCUCGUCCCAUGAUGAUGCCCGUCAGGCCGGGCAUGGCGCGACCAGACAGAUAAGGCCAAGCGGACUUUGUGUUCUCGUCGUUGCCAUGAACAGAUACUGUCCAGGGAAGACACUUUUUUUUUUUUUUUUUUCUUUUUACUGCAACAUCUGGUCCUGGUCACCCACAACCUUCAUCUUGUAAUUCUGAUUUUUUUUUUUUUCUUCUAUUUUUUUUUUUUGGAUGCUUGUCUGGUAUUUAUUACUAUUCACUGGGUUUGAGUCAGUUUGAAAACCUUUUAUAAAGUCGUUUUCAGAUGUUUUUUUUAA